Molecule: messenger RNA, 3757 nt
Organism: Uranotaenia lowii
Lineage: Eukaryota; Metazoa; Arthropoda; Insecta; Diptera; Culicidae
Gene: P5CDh1
Product: delta-1-pyrroline-5-carboxylate dehydrogenase, mitochondrial
Exons: 7
Coding region: 607-2319 (570 amino acids)
Cellular component (GO): mitochondrial matrix
Molecular function (GO): L-glutamate gamma-semialdehyde dehydrogenase (NAD+) activity
Source: RefSeq, a predicted model, not a curated record
UGUAAAUUUGCUUCAAAAGUCUGUCGGUCGCUCGAUCGGUCGGGUGUGUAUUCUUACCUAUACGACUAGUUUCAAACACAGAAGUGCUGCACUUUUUUUGGAGUGACAGAUUCUCGAGACUCUAUUGUCGUCGGAGAAUCUUACGUAAUUUUUCAUUACCAAAGUUCGAACGGCGUUCGUCGCGAAAACAGCCGAUUUUUCCAGGUGCUAGUGGGUUUUCUUUAUUUUGCUCAAACGAAACGGAGAGGGUGGUUUUCGAUCCAGUGGUUUGUAUAAAAAAUUUUCAGCUCUUUGUGUGUUGAAAAUUUGAAAAAUCGAUUAUCUGCUAAUAAGGUGUUUUGAAAGUAUAGCGUUAAAUAGUCAGCGACGACUGAAUUUACCGAAUUCCAGUGCAGAUUAGUAACCUUCGUUCUCUCGUGACCAGGAAGCGAGUAGAAAUCGAUUCAAAAGUGCUGUGACACCUCGUCACGUAACAGGGUAUCGGAAGGCAGACGCGGAUCAGUGCAAGGCCUAAGGAUUUUAGCGGCAAGGCAGGGAAAGGAAGAAAACCCAAACCAGUUGUUUCCCGUUCGAGCAAACGUGAAGAAAAAGUGAACCCAAACGAAAAUGUUUGCAGUCUGUAGAAGCGGCGGAUCGUUCGUUACCAACAUUCAAAGGUAUGGCGUCCGUUGCAUCGGCACCAUACUUCCGGAGAGCAGGCUGCCAGACUUUCCGCUGAUCAACGAACCGGUGCUGCAGUACAAGAAAGGCUCCAAGGAACGCAAAGAGAUCGAGGCGGCCCUCAAGAAGACGGCCUCUGAAAUGGAGGAUGUACCGAUUAUCAUCGGUAACGAGGAGUUCCGUACUAACACCGUGAGGCAUCAGGUGAUGCCACACAAUCACAGCCACAAGCUGGCCCAGUUCUAUUGGGCCGACCAGAAGUUGGUGGAGAAAGCCAUCAAAACGGCCACCGAAACACAGAUCAAGUGGGACCGGACGCCGCUUUCGGAGCGCAUCAAAAUCUGGCAGAAGGCUGCGGACCUGAUGGCUGGCCCAUACAGGCAGCAGCUGAACGCGGCCACCAUGCUCGGGCAGGCCAAGACUGUGAUCCAAGCGGAAAUCGACUCCGCUGCAGAGCUCAUCGAUUUCAUUAGAAUGAACACGUUCUAUCUGAAGGAAGCGACUAAGUACAGUCCGAUCAGCGAAAACAGUAAAGUGACGAAAAAUUCGAUGCGGUAUCGUGGUAUUGACGGUUUCAUCGCAGCCAUCAGUCCUUUUAAUUUCACUGCCAUUGGUGGAAAUUUGGCAUAUACGCCUGCACUAAUGGGCAAUGGUGUUUUGUGGAAGCCAUCCGAUACGGCGCUCCUGUCCAACUACAUCAUUUUCAAGAUCAUGCGAGAGGCCGGAGUUCCUCCAGGUGUCGUCAACUUCAUUCCUACGGACGGUCCAGUUUUCGGUGAUACCAUCACGGCUUCGCCACAUCUAGCGGGCAUCAACUUUACCGGAUCGGUUCCGACUUUCAACCGGUUAUGGCGACAGGUGGGUGAAAACAUCAACCGCUAUCACAAUUUCCCUCGACUGAUUGGAGAGUGCGGAGGCAAGAACUACCACUUCGUCCAUCCAACGGCCGACGUCCAAUCAGUGGUGAACGGAACCAUAAGAUCGGCCUUCGAGUUCUGUGGUCAAAAAUGUUCAGCCUGCUCACGAAUGUACGUUCCGGAAUCGAUUUGGGGUCCGAUCAAAGAGGGCCUGCUGAAGGCACGCGACCAGCUGAAGAUCGGUGAUGUGACCGAUUUUAGCAGUUUCACUUCUGCCGUUAUCGACGAUAAGGCAUUCAAUAGGAUCAAAUCGUACAUUGACCAUGCUAGGAAUUCCAGCAACUUGGAGAUCAUUGGAGGUGGCAAGUAUGACGACAGCAAAGGCUACUUCAUUGAACCGACAAUCGUCCAAUCGAGCGACCCGCAGGACAAGAUCAUGGUGGAAGAAAUCUUCGGUCCGGUCCUCAGCAUCUACGUGUACAAGGAUAAGGACUUGGAAAAGACGAUGAAGCUGGUUGGAAACUCGACGCAGUUUGCUUUAACGGGAGCUGUUUUCGCCAAAGACGAGGCGUUCUUGAAGCGCGCGUUGGAAGAAUUCAAAAUGACUGCCGGUAACUUCUACGUUAACGACAAGUCUACUGGCUCCGUCGUAGGACAGCAGCCGUUUGGCGGUGGCCGAAUGUCAGGAACCAACGACAAGGCUGGCGGACCUCACUACGUUCUCCGGUGGUCGACACCACAAUCGGUGAAGGAAACCUUCGUUCCGCUCAGUGAAAUCGACUAUCCGUAUAUGCGCGAGUAAGACGCCGCCGACCGCAAACGAUAGCAAAACGAACUUUACUGCGGAAGAAUUAUCACGAAACUAGAGAACACUUCAUUUGCAUAAAAAGAAUCCACAAAAGAUGCACCCCGCAAAUCAACCCAUCCCUGUGCACCCUCUACUUUGCGCAACUAAACUCGCAACCCGAAGUGAACGGUAGUAUUUUGUUUUUAACCCCUAAGGCUCGAAACUAUUGGGCUUACAGCAGCUCCCGCGCCUAUGACAUCGUGCCGCGGCCAAAGAAGAGUGAUAUUAUUCAAUAUGAAAUCUCGUAUAUUCCUUGUGAUUCCUUACGUUUUGUUCAAAUCUAACCGAGCAUUUUACUUCUUUGAGCGAAAACAAAAACUAACAGUUGUUUUAUGUCUGAUCUGAGAGGCGGCUGUUGCUAAACAAGGACCCAAUCGUACCUUUUUCGAAAUUAUUGUUUUACUACAAACCAACAACAACACUACUUUAAAACUUAAGUAUUUUCUUUGUGAUCAGUGAACAUACCCCUACUGUUUUUGUGAAAUCGUCUGUUUUGAAAUUAUUAUUAAAUAAAUGUUAUUUAUUCGGAAAAUUUGAUCUUUAAAUUCUCUUCUCUAAUUUUGAUCCUCUAAUUCAAUCGCUAAAACAUGUGACAAUAUUAAUAAUAAAAGUUAUGAUAAAAAUUUAGCAUACAUAAAAGGCAUUAUAUCAAUAAAGAUUUUAUGUUACCAGCUCCAAAACACAUAAAUACAUGAAAACUACCCACUAGCCGUUGUUAUCGGAAAUAAAUGAAGAAAACAAAUCUGUAUUGAAUUGUACGUGUCAUAAGAAAAUGUACCAAAAGCCCUGAAAGCUUACACCUAUAGUCAAACAAUAGUAAUGGAGAUGGUAAUCACAUUCUAACUAGCGCCCAGCCAAAGUUUUAGUUAAUACCUUAAGUUACUUCAUCAAACCAAACACACAAAUACCCACACGUACUACGAACAAUUACUGUUUCUCGAAAUUAGGUCUGCAAAAUUCAUAAUUCAGUUGCUUGAAAAACAUGUCAAAACGAAAAGUUCAACCUUGGCUGUCCGAUGAGAACGACCGCUCUAGGUUAUUUGAGCAAAAGAAGCAACUAGUAAGAACGAAACAUAAGUGGAACCAUGAAAAGCCACGCCAAAUUGGUACUGAGACUGGUAGGAGCGAAAUUAUUGCAUGUGAAAAGACUUUGUUCGGUAACUACUGUGUAGUGGGUAACGAUUAUCGCGUACCCAAUGAACCGCCUGUUUGGAACGGUUGUACACCGUGGAGCGUUGUUCAAGAUAUCGACGCGUGUAGUAGUAACUGGAACGACAAAAUCGUUUCUAAAACCAUGAACUGGAAGAACCCGUGGAACAUGAAUAACACUGAAAUCAUAAAUGUAGUUUUUAAGCGUAUUUGGAGAUCGAAGUUAAUAAAUGUUUAAACUGGA